This is a messenger RNA of Aphanomyces astaci, 904 nucleotides long. RefSeq lists its product as hypothetical. The record is from RefSeq and is a predicted model, not a curated record. NCBI's taxonomy places the organism in Eukaryota, Oomycota, Saprolegniomycetes, Saprolegniales, Verrucalvaceae. The transcript has a single exon. The annotation marks the transcript as partial.
AUGAAGUCAACCGCGUUCUUAACUCCGGUGGCCUUGAUCAUGGCCAUGACGGUCCAAGAUGCUUCUGCCCACGGCCGUCUGCUCGUGCCUCCGCACCGUGGCUACAUGGGCAAACUUCCCCAAUUCAGUGCUCUUGUUCCCACCAACUUCGAAGACCAUGGCCUCAACGCUGGCGGCAUUGGCCAAACCAGGGGCGGCAACCACGGGAUCUGCGGCGACAGGUACUCUGGAAAGCGCUUGCACGAGACUGGCGGUAAAUACGGCAAGUUCCCCCAACAUCGCGAAAAGGUCAUCGGGGCCUGCUACGCCCCCGGGUCCACUAUGGACCUUCAAGUCCAGAUCACGGCAAACCACAAGGGGUACUUUGAGUUUGGGCUGUGCAAACUGAACUCGCUCGACGACAAGGAAACGGAAGAUUGCUUCAAGACGCUUGUCCAGCCCAACGGCGAAAAGGACUGGCAAUUGCCAGCGGGGGCCAAGACCUUCAACAUGCAGUACAUGCUCCCCGAUGGCGUGUCGUGCGACGGCGACUCCCACUGCGUGCUUCGGUGGCACUACGUCGGAUGGAACAACCCGGAUGUGGGUAUCGACGGCCAAGAGCAGUUUUGGAACUGCGCCGACAUUUACGUGAGCAACACGUGCGGGUCCAGCCCGUCGCCUAGCUCGUCCCAGUCCACGCCUAGCACGUCCACGCCUUCGACGUCCAAGCCGGCCAUGACCAACGACCCCAAACCCACUGCCCCCUCGUCCAGCACUGACACCCCUGUGACCACGGACACCCCUCCGUCCACCUCUGGCGCCCCCCAGCCAGUGGACCCCCAGUGUGGCGGGUGCACCAACUGCUACUUCGCAGGCAACAAUGGGUGCUUCAUUGGGUGGAACAAAGAGCAAUGUGACUCCACGG